CUUCCGUUACGUACAGUCUACUUAGAGUGCUCUCAGGUAUACACGCAUCUCGUGGUGGCACGCACAUCGUGUUAAAUUAAACGGAAGUCGAAAUAAUCCUCGUGUGGACGCAGCCGGAUAGCCGAGGAAAAAGCAAAGGACGAGACGUUUGAUUUUCGUAUCGAGCCGCGUCGAAGGUAUAGUGCUUCAUUGAGGUUUAACUUUGCGGCUUUCAACUGACUUUCAACUGCCUUCGGCGAUCGCAUCGAGUGUUGGUAGUCUUAUAGACCUGUGACGCAUACGAGAAACAUAUAUAUUAACUUGGAAAAAUGAAACAUUUCGCGCAUUAUUACGUAUGUCUGGCUGUAUUAUUGACAGCGGUCUCUGCGAGGUCGGCCGAAACUAACCCCGCGUCAAAUUCUAUCAACGAGCAACAAACUGCAAGAUCGAAUAACAAUGGCAUAUUUGGCGACUUGCGAUCUAUCUAUCUACUGUACAAGGAAUGUUCCAGUAGAGAAUUAGAUUCUUGCUUGAAGUUGAAGCUUUUAUCAGCUAUGGAUAGGGUAUCUCGAAUGGCCCAAUUGCAUGUGACUGAUGGCGUCACUCUAGUACGAGAUGAAUCAGCUACUAAUGAAUCCGAGCCGGAAAAAUCUGUGGAGGAAAUCGAAGCUAGUUUACCUCGAGCAUUGGACGAUAAAGAGGACGCUCUUAAUAGUAUGAUCUUUGACAAAAUUGCCAAAUUCUUUCAAAGUCACACUCUGAAGCUAAAGUUGCCAAAUGUAGAGGGGCUUCAACGUAGUUUCACAGAGGAAGGUCGCAAGAAAAAGAACAAAAUGGGUGGUCUUCUCGCUAUUCCUCUAUUAAUCGGUGGUACAUUAGUGCCUCUAGCGCUCGGCGCUCUUGCGCUGUUGGCUGGCAAAGCGCUGAUAGUGAGUAAACUUGCGCUCGUCCUCGCUUCUAUCAUCGGAUUAAAGAAACUCGUAUCCGGUGGUCACGAUCACGGGCAUGAAGUCGUUCAAGUUGGGGGAGGACAUGGAUCGGGCGGAUGGGCAAGAUCGGGACACGAUAUUGCCUAUUCUGCAUACAAACCAUCGUCAACCUAGGAAAAAAAUUUACAAAUAUUAUCAUAGCAUCUCUUCAAUCAUCUUCUUUCCUCCCAUGAAAUUUCUUCUCUCUUCUGUCGUGUAAUUUUUCUGUUUCCAUCCUGCUGAAUAAUUCUUUCCAAACUCUAUUUGCGAAACAUCUCGCAUUUGUCUGAUCCCUCUUUUCACUGUCUUCUAUUCAGUUGUGUUCACUUUAGAUCAUCGCACAUACGAGAUCACUCGUGCACGAAUCAUCCUCGAUAUUUAUUGUUUCAUGCGUAACUGCGAUACGCCCUCUAUAAUAUGUAUAUUUAUAAAUGCGCAAAUAAAUUAAGCCUAAAAUUAU
This is a messenger RNA of Solenopsis invicta (red fire ant), 1407 nucleotides long. RefSeq lists its product as uncharacterized. NCBI's taxonomy places the organism in Eukaryota, Metazoa, Arthropoda, Insecta, Hymenoptera, Formicidae. Bases 309 to 1082 code for a protein of 257 amino acids. The transcript has 3 exons. The record is from RefSeq and is a predicted model, not a curated record.